AUGGAGAGUUUGCUAUGUGAUGAAGUCUGGCUCAUGAGUCCUGAAGAUCAUGACAUGCAUGUAAAUAAUGAAGAAGAAGGAGAUACUAGUUUUUUCUACUCAACCAAAGAAGAUUGUGAACAUGCUUUUGAGAUAUUAUUAGAGAAGGAGAUGAGUUACAUGCCUAAACCAGAUUAUGUGAAGCGAAUAAAAGAAAAUUGUUUUAUUGAGAAUGCUAGGUUCAAAGCUAUUUACUGGCUUAUUAAGUGUCAAAGGAGGUGGAAUUUAUCUAAUGGAACUAUAUUUGGUGCUGCAAGUUACCUUGAUCGUUUUAUCUCUUUAAAUAAGUGCCAGGGAUGGAGAUACUGGAUGUUCGAGUUACUCUCAAUUGCAUGUUUGUCUGUUGCCUCCAAAUUCCAUGAAACAAACCCUCCUCAAUUGCUUGAAUUACAGAUGGAAGGUGUUGAACAUUUGUAUGAAUCAAAAAUGAUCAAACGUAUGGAGUUGACAUUGUUGGAGGCUCUAGGGUGGAGAUUAAGUUCUACAACACCAUAUUCGUACAUUGAAUUGCUUCAAUGGAAUAUCAAGUCCCUCAAAUUACCCAUCUUUCAAGAUUUUACUUCCCGUGUCAAGGAGCUACUUCUUGGAGUUCUUAUAGAUGCUAAAUUCUUGGAGUUCAGACCUUGUGUCAUUGCACAAUCUGCUGUUAACUGCGCUUGUGAAGAUUUCUCUCCAUUAAUAGGUGACUGUUUCAACAAUUUUACUAGACUCUUCCCUCAAGAUCAAAAGGAUGAUCUAACCAAGUGUCAAAGAAUGAUGAAUAAACAACUCUUGGUAGAGGAAUUUCAAGAAAUGGUGACAUAUGGAGAUUUUUAUUAUGGCCCUUCAAGUCCAGUAACUGUAUUGACAAUGGAGCAGCAUGACUUGUGUGAUUGCCAACUUCUUCAUCAUUGCUAUUGCUCUCUCUUCAACAUUCCUCAAGGGGAUAUCAAUUUCAUAUCUAAUGUUAAAAAACGUAAAAGGGGUCAACAAGAAGAUCCUGAUGUCGUCUAA
Nicotiana tabacum (common tobacco) is the source of this 1032-nucleotide messenger RNA. Its product is annotated as putative cyclin-D7-1. Lineage: Eukaryota; Viridiplantae; Streptophyta; Magnoliopsida; Solanales; Solanaceae. The record is from RefSeq and is a predicted model, not a curated record.